AUGGCCGUGGCAACUUGGGGUGGCACCCUCCGUGGGGAGAAGCUACGGGCUGAAUGCGCUGCCAAGGGUAUUCCAAUGGAGAAGCUCAGCUACGAGCAAGCGGAUGCCCUGUGCUUAGUGAAAGGGGGUGGGGAACGGGAAGACCCUGCAAUGCUAGUUGUGGAGCGGGCCUUCGAACAUGUUCGUGUCUUGCUGAGAGGAGGGCAAAGGUGGCCUGGAACUCAGAAGCAGGAGUACCGAGGAGAGGAGCACCCUGGGCAUCCCCGCUCCCACCGAAUCGAGCAGCACCAGAACAACCUAUCCUUCACAAGUCAGAAUGUCACUCACAGCAAAGGCACCUCGAAAGGCACGUACUACCCGCCGUUUCCUGUGCUGGGACUUGCCAGCGAUGGCGGACAGAUCUUUCUCAGCUGCGGUGGUGGCGGCGCGACGGCUGCAAAGGAAGUCCCCAACGUCGUGCAGGCACAUCGCUAUGACGAAGCGACUGGGCAGAUGAGCACCAUUGCUUCCUUGGACACUGCGAAGUGCGUUGUUGUUGCGCUGUCCUACGCGCCCGCACUGGAGCUGUGGUUAGGCAGCGUUGGGCGCGGCUGCAAGGUCUUGCAGCUGUCUGUGGAGAAGAACAGCCUGACAGAAGUUUGUGAGUGGCAGACAGAAGAGACCGGCAAGCUGCCAUCUCAGAAUGUGGCGAGGUGCUCUCCCAAUGGCCACUUGGUGGCCACCGGCGGCACAGAUGGCAUCGUGCGGAUAUUUGAGGCGGCCAAGCUCCAGUCCAGCCCUGUGUUGAAGCACACUUGUGCCAAGAACGACGAGGUCCUAGAUUUAGAGUUUUCGCCGGACAGCAAAGUCCUGGCCUCCUGCGAUCGAACCGGUCUCUGCAGACUUUGGGAUCCAUCGACGGGCGAAGAAACUAGAUCCAUUGACUUCAAGCACGCUGGCACAGCAGUGGCGAUCCGAGCAAUACGCUACCUGCCGCCGCAGGAAGGCCAGCAGCAGCGCUUCCUUUGCGCGAUGUCGGCCCCUAGGGGGCCUGCCUGCCUGGCCAUCUACAACGCCGAUGGCAGCAUGGUCAAGGACGUGAAAGUCCACGACAAGCCCCUGACCGCCAUUGCAGUUGACAAGCCAGGUCAGACUGUGUGCGUCAACCUGGUGACUGGCGGAAAGCGCUUGUAUUCUCUGCCGAACAUGCGCUGUGUGAAGAAAGCAGAGAAUGUCCACGACUUACCUGCACCCUGCGCCGUCUUCGUAGAGUCCACCGCAGUUUCCGGUAGCGGCGAUCGCUCCAUCAACCUGCUUUCGUGCAAGAAGGCUCCAGGAGGAGGAAGCACGUCAUGCUUGUAUUUGCUUUUGCUCGUGGUCGUGAUGGUCGCUGUGUGCUUCCUCAUUCUGCGCAUAGGCAUGAAAGGGGCGGUGCUGAUGAACAGUGCCGGCGAGCUUUGA
Molecule: messenger RNA, 1440 nt
Organism: Symbiodinium natans
Lineage: Eukaryota; Dinophyceae; Suessiales; Symbiodiniaceae
Source: the annotation of a GenBank genome assembly